Molecule: messenger RNA, 1662 nt
Organism: Spinacia oleracea (spinach)
Lineage: Eukaryota; Viridiplantae; Streptophyta; Magnoliopsida; Caryophyllales; Amaranthaceae
Exons: 3
Coding region: 1-1662 (553 amino acids)
Source: RefSeq, a predicted model, not a curated record
AUGUCAAAACAUUCUCGAAAUACCUUAUUUAAGUAUUUUACAUCAAACCACCCAUCUCAAGAAGAAACAAAUCAAGACGUAGAAGUUGAAAGUGAAGAUGUGAAUGUCCAGAGUAGAGCACUACCGAUAUCUAAACAACCCUCCAAGUACAAACGUAUUGAUUUGAGCUCUUUGCCGUCUGAUCCUGGCUUAAGGAGAAAAAUUACUGAUUAUCAUCCAGAUGAUCAAAUAGAAAUUCGAAAACAUUAUGUUCUAGAGGAACCUUUUCAACCUCGUCAACAUAAUUUUCGUCAAACAUUAAUUGGAGGAUUGAAACGUCGUUUCAAUCCAGAUUGGUAUGAUACUUAUGGCGAUUGGUUGAAAUAUAGUAUUUUGAAAGAUGAUGUAUUUUGUCGAUAUUGUUAUUUGUUCAAAUCUGAUAUAUCCCAAAAGGGGGGAGGUGAUGCUUUUGUUACUAUUGGAUGGUCAUCUUGGAACAAAAGUGACAGAUUAGGUAUACAUGUUGGUGAGACAGGAAGCUAUCAUAAUCAAGCUUACAUUAUGUUUGAGGCUCUAAAAAUCAAAGAGACAUCUAUUAAAGAUGUUCUCCAUGAAUAUACUGAGCAGGAAAAAGAGGAUUAUCGAGGUCUCUUAGAAGCUACAGUUGAAUGUAUAAGAUGGCUUUUGCAAAUGGGCUUAGCCUUUAGAGGGCAUAAUGAGUCAAAAGAUUCGAAAAGUCGGGGUAAUUUUAUUGAACUUUUGAUGUUUCUAGCAAACAACAAUGAAGACAAUGAUAAAGUUGUUCUUGAUAAUGCUCCGAAAAAUUUACAAUUGACAUGUCCUGUAGAUGAAUCACGUGAUAUAUCGAUUAAGGAGAAGAUGACUAUUGUUUUGAGAUAUGUAGAUAAAAGAGGUAUUGUGAUAGAGUGGUUUCUAGGGAUUACACACGUCCCAGACACCACUGCUUUGACGUUGAAGGCGGCUAUUGAUUUUCUAUUAUCACAAAAUGGCUUAAGUGUAUCAAGAAUUCGUGAGCAAGCUUCUUGUAAGCGUCGUGAUAUUCUUCGUGCCAAAAGAGCAGAUGAAGUAAAAGAUGGCAUUUGUAUUGGUGCUUUUCAAAGUGGUAGGGGUUUGCAUCAAGAAACAAGCCUCCAAAGGCCCGCUGACACACGGUGGAGUUCUCAAUAUAGAACUCUUUUAAAUUUGCUAGUGAUGUUGAAUUUAUUAGUAGAUACCCUUGAGUAUAUUGAUGAGGAAGGCAUAGAAGUAGACCACAGAGGUGAAGCACGUAUUAUGAAGAAAUUGGUUGAAACAUUUGACUUUGUUUUUCCUUUGCAUUUGAUGCUCUCAUUAUUAGGAAUCACAAAUGAUUUGUCAUUGGCAUUACAACGGAAGGAUGAAGAUAUUGUCAAUGCUAUGGAUCUAGUUCACACAACUAGACAACGACUACAAGUAAUAAGAGAUGAAGGUUGGGAAUCUAUGAUAAAUGGUGUUUCUUCAUUUUGUGAAGCACGUGAUAUUUCUGUUCUCAAUAUGGAUGAUUUGUUUGUUUUGGAAGGCAGGUCAAAGCGUAAGGCACCAAAGAUCACAUUUUUCCAUCGUUACCGUGCCGAAAUAUUUUUUGCAACCAUUGAUUUCCUUCUCCAAGAAAUAAACAGUAGGUUCAAUGAAGGGACUACAUAA